ACAGCUUAUCUUCUUGGCCUCCGUCCCUCCCUCCCUCGUUCCACGGCAGGACAAGGCCGAGGGGCAGUUGGAGCGGUAGCAGAGCACAAGACACACACGAUCGGAUCGGGGAACGAAUGGGAUGCUACGGCGCCAUGGAGGAGGAAAAGGAAGCCCGGCAUCAGCGGGACAGGGGCGCCCGGAAAAGCAGCACAACGGCUCCACUUCUUGUCGUCUUUAUCAUUACAACAUCAGACAGCAAUUGAUUUCCCCCACCAUUCAAUACAUAAAGAUAGCCACGGAUCGACGAUUGCAAACCUCCACCCACCACCACCGCUUCAGAUGUAGCAAAUAGCAGCAACAGCAGAUGAUGGCAGCUCUGCCACCACCGCCAGCAGCAACACACCGAUAAAAGCGUGUUAAAAAGACAAAGCAACAUUCCAUCAAACACGUUACGGGCAUACCAACUUCUCUCCUCUAUCUGUUAAUCUGCAGCUUUCAAGGCUCACAACCAUACACUGACGCCCUGCUAACAGGAACGGCAGCAUUAUAACAAAUUACUUAGAAGAGUAAUGAGAUAAAGAUAUUGAUGUGCAGAGAGAGAGAGACAGCAGCUUGCAGCAGGAUUGGAGGGGGCAAUGGAGCAGAGGGAACAGAGCAGCCCUGUGUUAGUAGCAGGUCGCUUUUGACCCCUGCUUUUGGCAAAGCUGAUGCUGGUGUAGGAAGAGAGAGACACAGAGAAAGAGACAAUAAAAGAACGCCACAGACCAAGAAGAAGACGACGACACGAUGGGCAAGGGCUCCGUGAACGCUGCUUUGCUGCCUCCGCUGGAGAUCAUGGGGAUCGAUCUGAACACCAUCGAGGAAGAGGCGGAGGAGGCGGAGGGGAAGAUGGCUGCGGCGGAGGGUCGUGGUGGGGAGUCGGUCUGCCUGGAGCUUUGGCACGCCUGCGCCGGGCCACAGAUAUGGCUACCCAGGAAGACGAGCCUGGUGGUCUACUUCCCGCAGGGGCACAUCGAGCAGCUCGGAGGGGCCGGCGGCGACGGUGACUGGCUCGGGCCCAGCGAUGUGCCUCCCCAUGUUCUCUGCCGGGUGGUGGAUGUCAAACUUCAAGCGGCGGCGGACACGGAUGAGGUUUAUGCUCAGCUCUCCCUGGUCGCCGAUUGCAAGGAAUUAGAGCAACAUCUACGAGAUGAUGAGACUGUAGAAAGCAGGCGAGUGGAGGAGGCCGAUGGCUUCAGCAAGUCGCAUACCACACACAUGUUCUGUAAGACCCUAACUGCUUCUGACACGAGCACCCAUGGAGGCUUCUCUGUCCCUCGCCGAGCUGCUGAGGAUUGCUUCCCUCCUCUGGAUUACAAUCAGCUAAGGCCUUUACAAGAGCUUGUUGCUAAGGACUUGCAUGGCACUGAGUGGAGAUUCCGUCAUAUCUACAGAGGACAACCACGUCGGCAUCUGCUAACGACAGGAUGGAGUGCAUUUAUUAACAAGAAAAAGCUUGUCUCUGGGGAUGCUGUGCUGUUUCUUCGGGCCAAUGAUGGGGAGCUUAGGUUGGGUAUACGGAGGGCUGAUCAGCUUAAAAGAAGCAUUCAUUCUGCUGCUUUUAGUAGUCAGAAAAAUCUUGGCAAACUCACAGAUGUAGCUAAUGCGGUGUCUGCAAGAACGGUCUUCUGCAUUAACUAUGACCCGAGGGCAAGUCGCUUAGGGUUCAUCAUUCCUUACUGGAAGUUCACAAAGAGUUUUAGUCAUUCAUUUUCUACUGGAACAAGAUUUAAAAUGCAAAUUGACAGCGAAGAUGCAGCAGACAAAAGGUACACAGGAUUGAUAACUGGGAUUGGUGAGCUGGACCCUCUUAGAUGGCCUGGUUCAAAAUGGAAAUGUCUUUCGGUGAGAUGGGAUGGUGAGGUAGAUAUGGCUGGUGCUAACAGGGUAUCUCCUUGGGAUAUUGAGCCAACAGGUUCGGCUUCGGUUUCUGAUGUUCCACCACCAACUGCUCCAAAGAAAUCCAAAAUUUCUCAUCCUCCAGACCAUCUGGAUCAUACAAUUCCAAAUGGAGUUGGAUAUCCCGACUUGGAGGAACCUGCAAGGUUCCUCGGGGUCUUGCAAGGUCAAGAAAUCAUGGGUUUGAGAACCCUUUAUCAGGGCAUUGAUGUAACCCAAUUCAAGGUCUUUGGAGAAUACGUACGACUCCAGAAGGUCUUCCAAGGUCAAGAAACGCAUCCACCAAUGUCCACAAGGGUCUUGAGUCACCUACUUGGCACAAGAAGCAGUUGGGUUAGAUCAAUUCAUGAGUUCAGUGGCCUUGGGACUCCAUGCACAUCUUCAACUCAAGUGUCAUCUCCUUCCUCUGUUCUGAUGUUUCAGCAAGCAAGUGCACAGCUCCCCUGUCCUCCUGCACUUCAUGGCAUGGAUAUGUACGACAUGGAAAAGCAAAUGCCUUCGUAUGACUUGGCCAGGAAGCUUUGUGGAUCAGCAGAAGUGCAUGAAACGGAUCAUGUUUGGAAGAAAGACUCGAAGGGCGAUCACAAUGUUCUUCCCGGUGGUAAGAGAAACUGCAGGCUCUUCGGAUUUCCCCUGACCGAGAUGAUCACAGUGCCAAAUGGAAUAGAUGGCUGCGAAACUGCAGGAUCGUCGGCAAAACAGACGUGAAUUGUUCUGUCUCACUGUUCAACUAUCAUUUGCAGUUGUUGUUGGAUGAGGCUAUUGAUCAGGUGAAGCUGAAGAGGAUGUGUGUUGUUGACUUGGAUUUCUGAAGAAUUCAUGGGCGUUGUGGAGCUGAUCCACGGUCAAUGUAUUGCUGUGAUACUAUCCUAGUGAACAUUGCACAUUUGCCUUGUUUCAAUAAACUAAGAUUUUG
Musa acuminata subsp. malaccensis (wild Malaysian banana) is the source of this 2836-nucleotide messenger RNA. Its product is annotated as auxin response factor 2. Gene Ontology annotation, cellular component: nucleus. Gene Ontology annotation, biological process: response to hormone; regulation of DNA-templated transcription. Lineage: Eukaryota; Viridiplantae; Streptophyta; Magnoliopsida; Zingiberales; Musaceae. The record is from RefSeq and is a predicted model, not a curated record. Gene Ontology annotation, molecular function: DNA binding.